AUGGCAACGCCUCAAGCAUCCCACGCCAGCAAGAAAGUGGCCGUUACACCCAGUGAAUCCGAGCUCGUACCCUUCGACCACAGCGCCGCCGGACAUGAAGGAAUCAGCUCCAACGCUUCCGGCUCCCUGAUCAUCAAGCCAUGCACUCAGGCCGAGAUUGACUUCUACGAGUCUGCGAAAGACCACCCUCUAUUCCAGGCGCACAUGCCCACCUUCAUCGGCUCGUUGUCACAACAUGAAGACCAAGACGCAGUCGCACCACUUCUCGAGGCGUCUCACCACGGGGUGGCCGCGCCUGCGGGUGUCAUCGCCGACCCGACUCCAGGCCUCAUCAAGCGCGCGACCUGGAAACCCUCGGGCGGCAAGAAGCUCUCCACGGGCACGGCGAUCGUUCUGGAGAACGUGGCGAGCGGGUUCAAGCAUCCGAAUGUCCUGGACGUGAAGCUCGGCUCGAGACUCUGGGACGACGAAGCACCGCUGGCCAAGAGAAGAAAAUUGGACGAGGUCGCCGAGGGGACAACGAGUGGGAGUCUGGGAUUUCGAGUUGCAGGAAUGAAGAUCUGGGCGGGCAUCACGACAUCAGAGGACCACGCCAAAGUCGCGCCCGCUGAGAAAGAAUACGUCGAGGUCAAGAACGGGUAUAAAUCCUACAACAAGUUCUACGGCCAGUCUUUCAAGGCGGAAAACGUCGUUGACGCUUUCACCGCGUACUUUGGUGGGGCCGAAGAGAGCGACGGCAACAAGAAGGUCAAGUUAAGGCAAAAACGGGCAGAGUUCAUUGUCCGACGGUUCAUUCGCGAACUGGAGAGCAUUCAGUAUGUUCUCGAGAACGAAGAGAGUCGGAUGUACAGUGCGAGUGUGUUGAUGGUGUAUGAAGGAGACGAGGAGACCUUGGAGGAGAGUAUUGCGAGGGAAGAGAAGGAAGAUGGCAAGGCGGCGGCUGGCCAUGAGGACGGUGUCGGUGAUGAAGAUGAGGACGAGGACGAGGAUGACGAUGACGAUGACGAUGACGAUGACGAACAAGACACAAAACCACACAAGAUCCACGAGGUACGACUGAUUGAUUUUGCCCAUGCCAGGUGGACUCCAGGUGAGGGGCCAGAUGAGAACGCUCUCAAGGGAAUAAGAUCUGUUCUGGAUGUUCUGCGGGACCUGGUAGACUGA
This is a messenger RNA of Cladophialophora carrionii CBS 160.54, 1164 nucleotides long. RefSeq lists its product as uncharacterized. Gene Ontology annotation, molecular function: inositol hexakisphosphate kinase activity; inositol-1,4,5,6-tetrakisphosphate 3-kinase activity. The record is from RefSeq and is a predicted model, not a curated record. Bases 1 to 1164 code for a protein of 387 amino acids. Gene Ontology annotation, biological process: inositol phosphate biosynthetic process; phosphatidylinositol phosphate biosynthetic process. The transcript is spliced from 2 exons. Gene Ontology annotation, cellular component: nucleus; cytoplasm. NCBI's taxonomy places the organism in Eukaryota, Fungi, Ascomycota, Eurotiomycetes, Chaetothyriales, Herpotrichiellaceae.